AUGACGUCUUGCUCCUCGCGCUUGUGCUUCCUUUCCGCAGCCUUUUUCUUCCGUUCUACACUCCUCGCCCGCUUCUCAACCUCAUCCCGUGCCUUGCGUUUCUUCCGCUCCUUAUUCUUCUCGUCCUUAUUCUUCUCGUCCUUUCUUCUCUGCGCAUCCGGUUGA
Messenger RNA from Chondrus crispus (carragheen), 165 nucleotides. RefSeq lists its product as hypothetical. NCBI's taxonomy places the organism in Eukaryota, Rhodophyta, Florideophyceae, Gigartinales, Gigartinaceae. Bases 1 to 165 code for a protein of 54 amino acids. The record is from RefSeq and is a predicted model, not a curated record. The transcript has a single exon.